UGGCAGCCACCCUUCAGUUGCAGCAAUCUGGCUGAACGCCUGGAGAAGAACACCACCAAGGAGGCCACUCUCCACCUGUCACUUGUUGCAUCUAAGACCCAGACUGCUAGCUCAACGAGUGAGCAAUGGCAACCAUCAGCGCCGCCGGAGCCGUCACCCUCGUUGCCUGCGCCGCCGGAGCCAGGCCGUCACAGGCUCAAGGUCUGCCUCAGCUGAGAGUGAGAGCCCAGAAGGUGAGGUGCGGCUGCUCAAAGCGGCAGGACGGCGGCAAGGCGCCAUGGGCUCCGGCCGGUGCGUCCCUGCUCGCCGCAGCGAGCGCCAUGACAGCGUCCCCUGCGCUGGCGUUGGUGGACGAGCGGAUGUCGACGGAGGGCACCGGGCUGAGCCUGGGGCUGAGCAACAACCUGCUGGGGUGGAUCCUCCUGGGCGUGUUCGGCCUCAUCUGGUCCCUCUACACCGUCUACACCUCCACGCUCGACGACGACGACGAGUCCGGCGGCCUCUCGCUCUGAAUCCUUCCAUGUUCUCGAGCUAUUUCGCUCUGAAUCCUGACCUGUGGUUUCGAUCUGUGUAUGCGAGUUCGUGCAACUGGCCCGAGACAUGGCUGUCUGUGAUCGAGUUGUUACAUCCGAUCCGAGAUGUAAUUACGAGUACUUAGUGGCUGGUUUCAUGCAUGGAGGUUUGAGGAGGUUAUCAUCCGUGAAACAAGUUGUGCUCAUGCACUUCUGAAUGAAAGUUUGGUUGGGUCGCUGAAUAUGACAAAGAAUUUUCUGAAA
Molecule: messenger RNA, 776 nt
Organism: Phragmites australis (common reed)
Lineage: Eukaryota; Viridiplantae; Streptophyta; Magnoliopsida; Poales; Poaceae
Product: photosystem II reaction center W protein, chloroplastic-like
Exons: 2
Coding region: 126-512 (128 amino acids)
Biological process (GO): photosynthesis
Cellular component (GO): chloroplast; photosystem II
Source: RefSeq, a predicted model, not a curated record